Molecule: messenger RNA, 1235 nt
Organism: Amorphotheca resinae ATCC 22711
Lineage: Eukaryota; Fungi; Ascomycota; Leotiomycetes; Helotiales; Amorphothecaceae
Exons: 2
Coding region: 271-930 (219 amino acids)
Source: RefSeq, a predicted model, not a curated record
CAAGUCUAUGAAGUAAUUAUAUAUAUAUCACUAUUUCUUAACCAUUUAUCCUCAAGCAGACCUUAGCAACACAAAAAGGAUCAUGGUUCAUUAUGCUCUCGAUCGUUUCAAUCACGCCUCGGGUCUUGCCACGUAUGUAACCUGGCUCUACCUAGGUAAGCGCAAGGGUAGGGCUACAACGCAAGCUUCCAGGUAGCCUUCCAACCACAAACCUCGGUCAUCAUCACGAACACAAGAUAACUCCCAUCAACUCCGAACUCUAAUAUCAAGAUGACUACCUUAGAUUCCAUUGGGACCCGAACCACGUUAAGCAAUCUUGCAAGCGAAAUCCACCUCGAUAUCAUAGCCCGGCUUCCGUACGAUGCCAGAGCCAGCCUGCGACGGGCGAACAGCUAUUUUCACAGCCUCAUCCCCCCUUUCUCGCACAAGGACCUGCUCGUAGCAGAGAGAGAGGAGUACGCGGCCGCGCGCGACUUGCUCACAUGCAAAUACUGUCUACGUCUGCGCCACAAAAGCGAGUUCGGGGACAAUAUGACGAAGAAAAAGAAAGCUCGAGGAGGCAGCGAGAAUUAUAACCGGUUCUGUGUUAGAUGUGGCCUCCAUCCACCACUCGGUUGUGGGGCAUACAGUCCUGGGAAUUCUGUAAAAUGGUGUGGUCAAGAGUUUACGGUUGUGUUCUGUGUACGGUGCAGGAAAAUGGAGCUCGCAGAGGAUGAUGGGACAUUGGGGGAGUGUCGGCACAGUCGGAAAAGACGUAUUGAUAUUCUUAGAAAACAGGAGGAGCAAGAGAGGCGAGUAAAACGGCAAGCCGAAAGGGAGGCUUGGCAUCGACGUAUGGAAGAGUUUUUGGGAUCUGACACAAGUAGUGGUGGGGAAUUUGAUGAUUUGGAUAGCAAUCCAGAUGCGAAUUGGGAUAAUGAAUCAACUUAGGAAGUAAUUUAGAGGAUAAGUGCGUCGAUUUAGAUUGGUAGAUUUAGAGCUGCUUGAAUUCGAAGUACCUACCUAUGGUUUGUCUCGUCACGGGGUGCGUCUCUCGACGCAGGGACGGAUGUUGGACAGCCAAAGCAUCUUCAAGAACAUAUCACAUGCACGUACAGAGCAAAAGAGAAAAAAGAAAAAAAAGGAACGCGGAAGCGCAAACUUAUUGCGUAACGACCCUCUUAUAUUUCACCACGAGGCUAUCAAAAGUACUGGCCGCAUGCCAAGUGCAGCAGUUCUGGUAAAGGCGCCGCACG